AUGACGAUUUUAAUAUAUUUUUUUGUUUUGCUAUUUUCUGGAACAACUUUUAGCCAAGAGAAAACAUAUGUCCUUACAGCACCAAAGGCCUUCCGAGCUGGGGCAUCUGAGAAAGUCAUAGUUCAAGCUUUUGGUUAUAAGGAGGAAUUUCCAGUCAAUAUUGCCAUAAAAAGCUUUCCAGAUAAGCAUGUUGUUUAUUCUUCUGGUCAUAUUUCUUUAACUCCAGCCAACACAUUCCAAAAUGCUGUAGUUUUCACACUUCAACCAGCAGAUUUAUCAAGAACAGAGAAUUCAGUCAAGUAUGUGUAUUUGGAAGCUGUUUCUCCACAUUUUACAAGAUCUAAAAAAAUUCCUGUUUUGUAUGAGAAUGGGUUUCUUUUUAUUCAUACAGACAAACCAGUUUAUACUCCUGAUCAGUCAGUGAAAGUCAGGGUUUACUCUUUGAAUGAAGAACUGCAGCCAGCUCGGCGAGAAACUGUCCUAACUUUUGUGGAUCCUGAAGGAGUAAAAGUGGAUAUUAUAGAAGAAGAAGAUUUUACUGGAAUAGUUUCUUUUCCUGACUUCAAGAUUCCUCCUAAUCCUAAGUAUGGAGUUUGGAAGAUUGAAGCCAAGUAUAAGAAGAAUUUUGCAACCUCAGGUGCUGCCACAUUUGAAGUUAAGGAAUACGCAAUGCCAAGCUUUUCCAUCAUCAUAGAGCCAGAAAGUAACUUUAUUAGUUCUGAUAAAUUUGAGAACUUCAGGAUUGUUGUGAAAGCUAGCUAUUUUUAUAAUAAAAAGCUUGCAAGUGCUGAUGCUUUUCUUCGUUUUGGAAUAAUCGAAGGAAAUGGAAAAAGAAUGAUGCCUCGUGCAAUGCAUGUAACUAGGAUUGAAAAUGGAGUGGCUGAGAUCAAUUUUAACUGUAAGAAAGCAGUGAGUUUUAUAGGGUUUCAAAGUCUAGAAGAAUUGGAUGGGUCAUAUUUAUAUAUUGUGGCAUCAGUGUUGGAGUCUGACGGUGGCCUCAGUGGUGAAGCAGAAUUUGCUGGAGUCAGAUUUGCUGUAUCUCCUUACAAAUUGAGUUUGGUUGCUACUCCUCUCUUUGUGAAGCCUGGACUUCCAUUCUUCAUUAAGGUGCAGGUGAAAGAUACAGUAGAUCACUUUGUUGGAAAUAUCCCUAUAACGGUCACCGCAAAAUCAUUUAGUGAGCAAAUGGAUAUGACUGUGUUGAUAUCAGAGGGUUCAGAACCUGGGAGAAGAACAACAAGCCUAAAUGAUGGAACUGCUUUGUUUGUUGUUAAUAUCCCAUCUGACAGCAAAACAUUGGAGUUUGAAGUAAAAACUGCAGAUCCACGUCUUUCAGAUGAAAACCAAGCAAGUAAAACCUAUGAAGCCAAAGCUUAUUCAUCAUUAAGUCAGAGUUAUCUAUAUAUUGACUGGGCUUCAAACCACAAAGUACUAGAAGUAGGGGAUUUCAUAAGUAUUAGUGUAUAUCCACAUAGUCCGUAUAUUCAUAAAAUACAUCACUACAGCUAUUUGAUCACAUCAAAAGGGAAGAUAAUAAGCUUUGGAACUCAGGAGAGAAACAAGGAUGUGGAAUAUGAGCAUCUAACUUUUGAGAUAACCCAAAAAAUGGUUCCUUCAGCACGUCUUCUUGUUUACUACAUAGUCACGGGAGAAGGAACUGCUGAGUUAGUAGCUGAUUCAGUUUGGCUGAACGUGGAGCAGAAGUGUGAGAAUAGACUUGAUAUUAAGCUGCAAUCAAGCAAAGAGAUACUGAAUCCAGCAGAAGUUGUAUCGCUUAACAUGAAAACACAAUUCAAUUCCUUUGUUGCUUUGUCAUCUAUUGACAAGGCAGUGUAUGGAGUCACAGGAAGAGGAAAGAGAGCAAUGGAAAAAGUAAUGCUACAUUUGGAAAAGAGUGACCUUGGCUGUGGUGCUGGAGGAGGACGGAACAAUGUUGAUGUAUUCCGAACAGCUGGGCUUACAUUUUUAACUAAUGCAAAUGCUGAUGAUUCAAAUGAAGCAGAUGAAACUUGCAAUCAAGUUUUAAGAACCAAACGGUCUGACUUCAAGGAGCGGAUACUCAAAGAAGCAUCCAAGUAUGUACAUCCAGAAGUUCGAAAAUGCUGCAUGGCUGGAGUAAGAGCGUAUCCAGUCAGUGAGACUUGCAGAGAUAGAGCUCAGCGAAUUCAGAGUAAUGCAAAGUGCAUUUCUGCAUUCAGAGAUUGCUGUGAAUUUGCAAACAGACUGCGGGAGGAAGAGCCUAAUAAGCUUCUAAUAUUGGCGAGAAUGCAUUUUGAGGCUUUUUUGGAACUGGAUGAGGCACAAGUUCGUAGCUACUUCCCAGAAAGCUGGUUAUGGGAAGUUCACCAAGUUUCUUCAAGGUCAAAGGCUCUGUCUAUCACCUUGCCUGAUUCGCUGACUACCUGGGAAAUACAAGGCAUUGGCAUUUCUGAUAAAGGUAUAUGUGUUGCUGCACCGUUGGAAGUGCAAGUUGUAAAAGAUGUCUUCCUGAGCGUUCAUGUUCCUUAUUCUGUGGUGCGAGGAGAACAAAUUGAGUUAAAAGGAUCAGUUUAUAACCAUAGAGCUUCUGCAAUUAAGUUCUGUGUUAAAAUAGCAGCUGGAAAUGGAAUCUGUUCUUCUAGAGAAUCUGCAACUACUCGAUCGAGGCUACACAGUUGUAAUUUUAAGAAUCUAGAUGGCAGUUCUUCAUCAGCAGUUACAUUCAGAAUACUUCCUUUGGAAUUAGGUCUUCACACUAUCAACUUUACAUUGCUGGCAGACGGGAACAGUGAAAUUGUGGUUAAAAAGUUACGUGUAAUGCCAGAAGGCAUUAAGAGAGAACUUCAUGCAGGUUUCACUUUGGAUCCACAGGGUGUUUAUGGUUCAAUCAAGAGACGACAAGAAUUUCGAUAUAAAAUCCCACUGAACCUGGUCCCUAAAACAAAAAUUGAUAGAAGUGUCAGUGUGAAAGGACAUCUUAUGGGUGAAACGAUUGCCACAAUCCUCACACCUAGUGGUUUGAGUAUUCUUACUGAUCUGCCAAAGGGCAGUGCAGAGGCAGAGUUUAUGACUAUUGCCCCAGUAUUUUAUGUGUUUCACUACUUGGAAGAGUCAAAUAACUGGCAUGUACUGGGUCCCGAAACCUUAACUUCAAGAACUAAAAUGAGGAGGAAGAUGAAAGAAGGAAUUGUAAGCAUCUUGUCAUUCAGAAAUUCUGACUUCUCGUAUAGCAUGUGGAAGAAUGGGCAAGCCAGCACGUGGUUGACAGCUUUUGCUUUAAGGAUUCUUGGACAAGUUAAUCAAUAUAUAAAUCUUGAUGAAAUUUCUGUUUGUAAUUCGCUUCUGUGGUUGGUUGAUAACUGUCAAAUGCCAGAUGGGUCAUUCAGUGAAUUUUCAAAUUACCAGCCAGUGAAACUACAGGGUACAUUACCUAGAGAAGCUAAAGAAAAAUCUUUGUAUCUCACAGCAUUUUCUCUUAUUGGAAUUGUAAAGUCCAUUAAAAUAUGUCCUACUCAGAAAAUCUAUGAUGCUAAAAAUAAAGCAGGAGAUUAUUUGACGAAAAAUGUGCCGUCUGCUCAAAGUCCCUUUACUAUGGCAAUAACUUCGUAUGCUUUGGCUCUUGUGGAUUUGAACCAUCAGUCUGCACGAUUGAUUUUCUCUACACUGAAGAAGGAAGCAUCUGUCAUAGGUGACCCUCCUAUGUACCGUUUUUGGAAAGGUACUUUCAAAACACCAGACCAGCACGCUCCCAGCUCUGUUACUGCACAAAUGGUUGAAACUACAGCAUAUGCUUUGCUUACUGCGUUGCUAAGAGGGGACAAAAACUAUGCUAAUCCAAUCAUCAGAUGGUUGUCUGAAGAACAAAGGUAUGGUGGAGGAUUUUAUUCAACUCAGGACACAAUUACUGCCCUGGAGGCCUUGACUGAAUAUUCCCUUCUUGUCAAACGGCUUAAUUUGGACAUGGAUGUUAAAGUGGCAUACAAAAAGUAUGGAGACCUUCAUCUAUUUAAACUGACAGAAGAUAAUUUUGUGGGAAGAGCAACGACAGUACCUUUGGAUGAUGACAUAUAUGUAAGCACUGGAAGCAGCACUGGCAUAGCUACAGUAAAUGUGAGGACAGUGUAUAACACAAUCGGGACUUCUGAAGAGUCAUGUAACUUUGAAUUGAAGAUUGUUCCAAAGAGAGAUGAUGGUCACAGAAAAGAAGAUGGUGAGCCACUUGGGCGCUUAGAGGCUUGUGCAAAGUACAGGCCCAGUAUGGGAGAGCCGCAGUCAGGGUCUGCUCAUGCCGUGAUGGACAUAGGUUUGGUUAGCGGUUUGGAAGCAAAUACAGAAGACUUAAAUACUCUUGCAAGUGGAGUUGAUCAGUUGAUACCAGAUUAUGAGAUAAAAGAUGGACAUGUUAUUCUGCAGAUAGACUCUGUGCCAGCUGAUAAUUUCCUCUGUGUUGAGUUCCGAGUAAGUGAGCUUUUCCGGGUUGGAAUGCUAAAUCCUGCCACAUUCACUGUAUAUGAAUAUCAUGCACCAGAUAAAAGGUGCACUGUAUUUUAUAACCCCUAUGGAAAUGAAAAACUUGUGAGAUUGUGUGAAGGAGAUGAAUGCAAAUGCAUGGAAGCUGAAUGUAGUAAAGUACAAAAGAGACUAGAUCAGUCAAUAACUGCUCAUACCAGGAGAGAAGCUGCAUGCAAGAAUGACAUCGCAUAUGUUUAUAAAGUGAAGAUCUUAUCUCGCAAUGAAGAAGGUUAUUUUGUAAAGUAUUCUGCAUCUCUUCUGGAUCUGUAUAAAAGAGGGCAGGCUUUUGCUCAAAAAAAUAAUGAAGUAACCUUUGUGAAAAAGAAGAGCUGUACAGAUGUUGAUUUGAGUCCAGGACAGCAGUAUUUGAUCAUGGGAAAAGAAGCCUUAAAGAUGAACAUUGGUUACAAUUUCAUAUUCCAGUACCCUUUGGACUCCAGCACUUGGAUUGAGUGGUGGCCUUCAAGUACAGCAUGUACAUCUUGCCAGGAGUUUUUAAAUACAAUGGAAGAUUUUGCUGAAGAUCUCAUCAUCAGUGGCUGUUGA
Messenger RNA from Pelecanus crispus (Dalmatian pelican), 5037 nucleotides. RefSeq names its product complement C5 (gene C5). Gene Ontology annotation, molecular function: endopeptidase inhibitor activity; protein binding. The record is from RefSeq and is a predicted model, not a curated record. Gene Ontology annotation, cellular component: extracellular region. Lineage: Eukaryota; Metazoa; Chordata; Aves; Pelecaniformes; Pelecanidae.